CGGUGGCGGGUGGGGCGGUGGCGGUUACCCGAAAUAGACUGGGAACUCUGUCGAGGCGCCCGCGCUGUCGAGGCGGUCCAGCGCAGAUUCCCACGGGGAGGGCUGAUCUGAAAAGCCUGCGGACUGUCGACUCCCCGUCUUGCCUCUUCCCCGACCACGCUGCGGAGCGAGCUUGGUCUCUCUCUCUCAGCCCCCUCAGCCUCCUCCUGCCUCCAGCCGUACGAUACCCCCGCUGUGCGCUGCUACAUUCCCCGUAAUCCCCCAUGGCCCACCACGACGCCUACCAUGACGCCCAGCACCGCGCCAGCCACCUCAAGGAGGCCGACGCGUUCGAGACAGAGGAGCUGGGGAUCCCGCUAGACUCACCGACCCCCGUCCCGUCGGUCUGCGGCCUGCCACUGAAAUACGUCUCCCUCGUGACUCUGGCAGUCCAAAAUGCCCUCUUGACGCUCAUAAUGCACUAUUCGCGCGUCUCCGCUGCGCCCUCAGAGACAUACUCGGCAGCUGCAGCCGUCCUCAUGACUGAGCUGCUCAAGGGCUCGAUAUCCCUCCUCGUCGCCUUCUCUCGACUAGACUGCACAGGCAGCUCACCUGCCUCAUCAUUAUGGAACCCGCGCACGCUCUUCUACCGCUUCAGACGGCUUGGCAAAGAGGUCUUUCGCCCGGAUUGCUGGAAGCUCUCUAUCCCCGCUAUCCUAUACGUCAUCCAAAAUAAUCUCCAGUUUGUGGCGGUGUCGAACCUGGAAGCGGCGACGUUCCAGGUGAGCUACCAAAUGAAGAUCCUCACGACCGCAGCCUUCUCCGUCGUGCUUCUGCGCAGGAAGCUCAGCCCUACCAAGUGGCUUGCGCUUCUCUUCCUCGCGAUCGGCGUGGGCAUUGUCCAGAUCCAGGGUGGUAGCUCGAACAAGUCAGAGUCGGUCUCGCACGAAAUGAACGCCCUCAAGGGUUUCAUGGCCGUCGUCGCAGCUUGCUUCACAUCAGGUCUCGCCGGAGUCUAUUUCGAGAUGGUGUUGAAGAACUCGCCUGGAGAUCUAUGGGUGCGCAACGUCCAGCUUUCCCUGUUCUCCCUUCUGCCUGCACUGCUCCCGGUCAUCGUAUCACGGAACAUUCCCACUGCGCCCGGCGCUCCCGUCGUGAGCCUGCAGUUGUUCGCGAACUUUGGCGUGUGGGCAUGGGCAACCGUGGCUGUCCAGGUCUUGGGCGGCCUGCUUACUGCGCUGGUGAUCAAGUAUGCGGACAACAUUCUCAAGGGCUUCGCGACCAGUCUCAGCAUCGUCAUCUCCUUCCUCGCAUCGGUCGCCCUUUUCAACUUCCGUAUGACCCUGACGUUCAUCCUCGGCUCGACCGUCGUCCUCGUCGCCACAUGGAUGUACAACCAGCCCGAUGCGUCGUCGUCUACCUCAUCAACCGACGGAAGUGCCAUCACUGCAGGGAAGAGCUGGAGCUGGCGGUGGCGGCGCCCAAGCCAACCCUCUCGGUCGUCUUCGGGCAUCGCUCUCGCGGGCGCGGCGCUCUCUCGUCGUGCAUCGACGUCAUCACUGUCAUCGCUGUCGUCCUUCCACAUGGCGAACAGGAGCAAUCCCACGUCCCCCGUCGAGCGAGAUGCUCCAAUCCUUGGGCAGCUUCUCGAGAAGAACCUUUUGACGUCAAGCAAGAAGCAGGAUGACCCAAGCCGCCUCAGCGUCGUGCUUUCUGCCUUCCCGCCCCUUCGCGCACUCAGCCGUCUCCUGUCGUCGCGCUCGCAUUCAUACACGCCUCUCCCCACGACGAGCCCCGGGUGUGCGCCCACCGCGUCCGCGCUCGUGUUCUCAGCAACGGACAACGCGUAUGCCUUCCCACCCGCGUUCCAGCCACAGCCAGUCCCCGCGACGUCAUCGUCAUCGAGCCUCGCCGCGCCGCAUCCACCGCUGUCGUCGCGCCCGCCGAGCGCGCUCUCGCACGCCUCGCGACCGGCCAGCGCUGCGAGCCACCACGCGCCGUCGCAGUCGGCGCCGUCGGACUUUGCGGCGCAUACACACCAAUGAUGUCGGCCAUACCCUGCCCCGCUGGGCCCGCGGGCGUUUCUCUUCCCGCCGCGCCUCAGCGCUAGUCGACAUCAUCCUGCUUGUGCACGCCCCGCACGUAUGCUCUCCCUUGCAUAGCACGGAGCACAUGCGUAGCCUUCCCAUGCCCGCGCCGUACGUAGACCAGCAGGCCUCUCUGCCACCGACGGCCGCGCCUGCACCAAGGCAUCAACCCCC
Rhodofomes roseus is the source of this 2240-nucleotide messenger RNA. RefSeq names its product nucleotide-sugar transporter-domain-containing protein. NCBI's taxonomy places the organism in Eukaryota, Fungi, Basidiomycota, Agaricomycetes, Polyporales, Fomitopsidaceae. The record is from RefSeq and is a predicted model, not a curated record. The transcript is spliced from 2 exons. Gene Ontology annotation, biological process: pyrimidine nucleotide-sugar transmembrane transport. Gene Ontology annotation, cellular component: Golgi membrane. The coding region runs from base 264 to 2024 and encodes 586 amino acids. Gene Ontology annotation, molecular function: UDP-galactose transmembrane transporter activity.